Pocillopora verrucosa is the source of this 3194-nucleotide messenger RNA. RefSeq names its product major facilitator superfamily domain-containing protein 6-like. Lineage: Eukaryota; Metazoa; Cnidaria; Anthozoa; Scleractinia; Pocilloporidae. The record is from RefSeq and is a predicted model, not a curated record. Gene Ontology annotation, cellular component: membrane.
CACUCAGUUGGCGAUGUUUUUCAUCCUUACGCUCUAAAGUAAUAACUCUGUGGGUGCCAAGGCAUUUAGCAAAGAGAGAAAGAAAAAUGUCAAGUACUCCUUCACAAGAACCCGGGAAAAAGUCAAAUUGCAUUUCGGAAUUUUGUUCGCAGCACAGAACUAGGAUUGCAUUAAGUUCGUUUUACUUCUUCUUCGAGACAUGCUUUAGCUUUAAAUUAUACUUAAUACCAGUCUACUGGCAACAGCUUGGCUUGUCUCCGACUCAGAUCGGCAUCUUACGAGCCGUUUGGGGCGUGGCAUACUCCCUCGGCGGGGUUAUCUUUGGAAAAAUAGCAAGUAAGUGGAAGAUUCGACGUGCGUUACUGAUGAUGAGCAUUCUAUCCACGGCUAUUAUACCACUAGUGUCAUUAAUUCCAAGAAGAACACACGAUAAGUGCUUGGUGGAAUUGGGAAAGAACCUGGAUGAAAACAAGAGUCGCAUUAUCACUCCACAAGAGGGCAAAAAUUCCUUCCAUCCUCACAUUGAGUGGAUCAAGUCUCACGUCGAGAGUAAAGCGAGCGAGAAUGCGAAUCAUCGAACCCAAACCCACGCUUUGCAAUCCCUUUUCCGUCAGGAGGAAAGAAACUCUGAAAUCCUGGAACAUUUUACCUCAAGACGUUCUCUACCACCGAUAAAGAGCCGCACUCCCAGGAAGACACCUCUGGUUGGCGAUCAUGUCCUUAUCUUAGAAAAAAACCCGCAAGACAUCAACACCAUAUUUUUCAUAUUUUUGUUUAUUGUGUUCGUUGGGGAACUCCUCGCUUCUCCAGCAUUUAGUUUGGCUAAUUCUGAAAUUGUGGACUACCUCGGGGAAAAUGGCCGCGAUUUUUGCAAGAUCCGUCUCUGGGGCCCAAUUGGGCACAUGAUUGCUGCUCCCAUCACAGCUGUAUUUGUCACUCAUUACCAUUAUGUGAUUUGUGGCGAGUAUCAAGACAACUUUGCUAUUGUCUUCGCUGUCACUUCUAUCAUGGCGAUGGCUUCGUUGAUAUCUGUAACGCAGCUGGGAGAUCAAACGAUCAAGCACAGCGACAACACCGAAGGAAAUGGCAACGGAAAGCCUUUGACUUUAUUUGAGUUCUUCUCUCGCUACCAAAAUUUCGUCUUCAUCUUCAUGACGUUCUUGAUUGGCUGUUUUGAUGGAGUUGUGUCAACGUUUGGGUUCUGGUACACCAAGACCUUAGACGUUACCAUCACCACUUUGGUGUUUGGUUUCUCACGGAUGACUAGCUCUGCGGUUAGUGUGGUGUUCCUGGGCUUGACAGGCAUGUGUGUGAAGAAGACUGGUUACUCUGGAAUCACUGUGUUCUCCAUGAUGCUGUUUUUCAUUUGGUUUGUGGGAAUGUCUCUCAUGAAAAACCCAUGGCUCAUGCUUCUCUUUGAGACUAUUGGCUACACCGCUUAUGUAACUGGUUUUACAGGCGUGAUCAGUUACUUUGGUGAAGUAACACCCAGUCAUCUGAUGGACACAGUGCAAGGAGGAGUUAACUCUUUGUUUUUCGGCGUGGGUUGCGGCAUUGGAACUGCCAUGUGUGGCUUUUUCAUCGAUGCAUUUGGCGCCGAAGGGGCAUUCCGGGUGUUUGCUUCAGGUGAAGCUGUACUAUUAGUGCUGUUUGUCGUCAACCAAGUUACAUAUUUUUGUCUGAAGAAGAACGAAAAAGAAGAAAAAAGAAAGCUGUUGGAAUAACUUUUUAUGCGGGUCACAGGACUUACAGUAAACACUACGCCAUCUAAACUAAAAUUGGUGGAUCACGCUGUUGCACCUCUUUAAUCAUGAUUUCACUCAGAAAGAAGAAAACGCUCGGUGAAAAAUAUGCGUUCUGAGGUACAUCGUUUUGAGGGAGAAGACCGAUAGUUUUGGGGCUAAACUAAAGACCACCGGGCCUCUUCUAACCAUCCACCAAACAUGCUACGUGGAAACCAGGAUUAACUCCGGCCUGGUGGGCCAACAGGCUCGGGUACAGAUUUUACUUGAUGGCAUAUUGUAAGUUAAAUCACGAAUGGUGAACUUGGAACCCACUCGUUUUUCAAUUUCUCAUUUUGACCGGAUUAUCACUUGAACUAAUCAUUUAAUUUAACUCCUAUUAAAUUAUAUCUUUGAACAUUAUUAACAAUCUGCUGAGAUGUGGAAAAUUUUAAAAGCUAGCUAUACAAGGUAGUCACAUACGUAGUAAUAUACAGGUAUCUUUUAAAAGUAAGUAAUAUUGUAUGGUAUCAUCUGAUAAUGCAUAAUUUAACAGUGAAUUUCCAUUUUUUUAAAAAUUCUGAAAUUACAGAAAUUAUGAAUUUCACAGACAAAGAUUGAAUAGUAAAAGUCUUAACCCUUUAACUCCCAAGUUCUCACUAGCAAUUCCCCAUACUGUUUGUUCUGUAGUUCUUAUGAUAUUAGUUUGGAGAAUUUGGUAGUGGAUCAACUAAUAACUCCCUAGUUAACAUUUUUCUUUAUUCUCAUCACUCAUCUGCUUGCUAUUGUAAGGAGAAAUUCUGUCUUGGUCACAUAUGAGAGUUAAAUGGUUAACUCACACUUUUUUUUCUUACCCAUCAACAACAAAGUGAGUUGGUUUGAGCUUUGAACUUGUGCAACAUGUCACAGUAAUGAAAAUAAUCCAGUUUUCACGCUACCCUAUCUAUGUCCUCUGACUGAUAGCCAACCCCUCUUUGACCAGCAUCUAAUUUCUCCUUACAAAGUCACCCUUGAAUCACACAAUAAGGUCACAAGGAUAAAGGAAAUGAUCACCAACUAACUAAGGAAGCUCUUGAUUGGUAAACAAAUUCUCCAAGUCAACACCUUAAGGAAUGUAUGGAAAACAGUAAAGAGAAUAUGCAUACUAAUAUCAAGAUGUAAAGGGUGAAUAUAAAAGGAACACCUGGGUACUGCUGUGUAUUUAAUCCUUUAAACCCUAAGAGUGACUAGCAUCUAAUUUCUCCCAACAAUAUCACUCCUGAUUCACACAUUAAGGUCAUGAGAAGAAAGGAAGUGGUCACCAGGGAGGGAACCUUUUGAUUGGAAAAGAAAUUCUCCUUGUCAGCACCGUAAGAAAUGUAUAGAGAGCAGUAUGGAGAAUAUGCAUACUGAUGUUAGGGUGUAAAGGGUUAACUGGGCAUAAGGGAAAAAUAAUACUCACCGUCAAGUACUGCAACAUCGAGCAGACUGCGC